Molecule: messenger RNA, 654 nt
Organism: Racocetra persica
Lineage: Eukaryota; Fungi; Glomeromycota; Glomeromycetes; Diversisporales; Gigasporaceae
Source: the annotation of a GenBank genome assembly
AUGCAAAAGUCUCAACAAAAAAUUCAAAUUAUUCAGCAAGGAAAUGUCUAUUUUUUUUAUCGUCCAAAAAUAGAAAACCAAGCAGACGUGCAAAGGUUUUUCUUUAUCCUAAACCCCGAAAAACAAAAAAAAUAUUACCUGCUAAUUGUCGGUAAAAAGCACCUACCAGAAACCAAAAAACACGAAAGUUAUUUUCUUUUAGUAGACAAAGUAAGUGCGGAUAAAAAAGCCCUUUUGGAAUCUCUCGAAGAAAAACAUUAUCAGACCAAAACCCGCGGGGAAAGAAUACAACCGGCUUCUCACGAUCUAGCCGAAGGAAAAUAUUUAAUUGUCGAACAUCAAGGACAUACUCAUUUUUGCUAUCAAAUUACUAAUCCUGCUGAGUUGAAAAAAGAACAAAGAGAGUUCAAUCUGCAAAAAGAAGACGACUAUUUGAUUAGUGUCAAAAAUCCUCAACAACCUUCUCCGCCCGGGGUAGGAUUGGGAGAAAAGCAAAAAGUUAAUUAUCCGCCGGAAGUUCAAAAAAAGUUUGCUGAUUAUCGUUUUAUUAGUUUAAGAGAAACAGAAUUUUUGCAAGAGGGGGCAGAAAUUCUAUUAACUACCCAAGGGAGACAAAACUUAACGGAGCGUGAUGGAUAUUUACAAAACUGCUGA